Caenorhabditis angaria is the source of this 1984-nucleotide messenger RNA. The record is from the annotation of a GenBank genome assembly. NCBI's taxonomy places the organism in Eukaryota, Metazoa, Nematoda, Chromadorea, Rhabditida, Rhabditidae.
AUGCGUCUCGAAUUCAUCUGUCUAGUAUUCGUUGCAGUUGGAUUGGCCCUCGACUGCGAAUCAGGAAAAUGUUUCGGUCAACCAGAAGGAUGUAAUGUUGAUACGAAUUGCCGAACAGUUUUCAAUUUUGACAACGAAGGAAAUCUCGAUUUGCAUCUUCGUGGUGUUUUUGACCAACAGGCUUAUGUUGCAUUUCCACUCGAAAAAGUAAAUGAAACUACAACUUAUAUAAUAUGCCUUCCACAUGGACAUAGAAGUUUCAAAGCAUAUGCCGAUAUUAAUCAACCAAUAAUUGUUUCGGAAGAGGAGAUAUCAAAGACUAUUAGAUCAAUUGACCAAACAAACUUCAUCUUCUCAUUUGAUGCAUCACAACUAACACCAACUUUUGAACAAAAUCGCAACUUUUACAUCACCACUGGAAAGUUUGUUGGUGAGUAUUUAAAAAUGGGUACAACUUUCUUAAAACUACAUCUAGUACAAAGUUUGAAUAAUCUAUGUGUUCCUUUCGACGAGACGAAUCACAUGAUAUACUCAGAUUUUGCUGCAAAUGUAUGAAAGUUUCUGAAAAUAAGCUAAAACGUUUGUCAAAGUCAUGAAAAACUGAAAUCGCUGCGAGACCCCAGCGCUUGAAAAAUGUGUGUCCCUUUGAUUUAAAAAUUAUUUUUCCGCCGGUGCGCCUAAAGCUAGCUUUCUGUACACUGAAAAGUUUUCAAUGCGAGGGUAAGUUGUUUUUCAUAAUUCUCCUAAAAAGCGUUGAACUCACUUCACCAGACAAUCCUUUUGAAAACAUAAAACAUCUGUUUUGUUAUUAGAAAUGCCCACAGUUUUAUAAACGUGACUGUGCUAUAUUUCCACGUCCAACUGUGACCCAAUAAUUUGUUUUUAUUUCCAGAUAGUCUCAUCAUCGAGGAUGGUCAAAACGGAUAUUCAUUCGAUGAAAAAGACACUUCUUCUGAAGAAGAUGUUGAUUAUCACACAGUGUUUUCGACUCAAAUCUCAGGAGACGUCAAACGCACGGAGAGAUUAACCGACUCAGUUUAUACUGGAGUUGAUAGCAAGCAAGCGAAUGAUGCGAUAAAUGCAAUUGAAAAUAUUGCCAACAAAAAGAAUUCGAAUUUCGAAGAUGUAAGUUAUCUUAAGUUGCCUGCAAGACGUUUUCAUUAUAAUUUGUUUCCAGGAAGUUGAUUCGGUUAUGGAGAAAGAGAAGGAGAAGACUUCAAGAAGAUCAAAGGAAUCAACUCGAAAUGAUGAGAAUGUGGAAGAAGAAGAGGAAGAGGAGAAACCACGUCGACCAACACGAGGAAAUCGCAAAUCUGGAAGAAGAAGUUCGCAAAGAAGAGAUGAAGAAGAGGAGAUUGAAGAAGGUGAUGAGGAUGAAGAUUGGGAAGCUGCUGCAAGAGAACUUGAGAGAAAAGAUAGACGAGUGAGUUGUUGGGGAAUGAUUUUGAAAGGAAAGAGGGUGGAAUAUGAAUUUGGGCUAGAAUUCACAAAAAAGAGAAUAAUUGGCUCAAAAUUAAAUGAAAUGUCAUAUUUACCAAGGUAUUUUAUUUCUAAUAAAAAUUAUCCCAAAAGCAGAAAAUUUUAAUCCUAGACGCAAAACAAAGCCCAAAAUUUUCUAGGAUUUUUUUCCAAUCUAGAGUUUGGAUUUCAAUCCAAAGCAGUAAUUCUUCUAAUAUUUUCGAAAUGAAAACAUAUUUUGAAAAAAGAGGUCACGCUAAAAUUUUUCAAACGUGAAAUUUUGUCGGACAUUUCCAGCGUAACUUAGUUUCCAAACUUUUUUAAAUUUCAGAAUGGCAAAUCUCGUCGUCGCCAAAAUCAAGACGAAGAUGAUGAAGACCGCCCAAGAAAUAGAAAUUCGAAGAAAAGAUCGCGAGAUGAUGAGAAUGAUUAUGAAGAAGACGAUGAAGAUGAUGCCGCAUUCGCCAACUUUGAUAUUUUCCUUUGCUCUUCAAUCGUCAUUAUUGCCUUUGGUUUUCUCUUCUAA